GGCAGGAAGGUUCCCGAAGCAUCUGGAACAAGCCCCGAGAAAGCAGAAGACGAGUCAGAAUUGGAGUGCACGCCACGCGGACCAUCCCCCUCCAAAUCAAUCUCCCUCGCACUGCGUGCGCGUGCCUCGCCCGGAGAUCUCGGCAGCAACCGAUCCAUCCGUCGUCCGUCGGGGGAGGUAGAGUGGGAGAUAUGGAUGAGCCGGCGACGGCGGAGAAGGCGUCGUCGUACAGGUACUGGGUGCGGGAGGCCACCGGCGACGCCGCGCCGCUCCCCGUCCCCCGCAAGCUCGACCCCGCCGCCGCCGCCGCCGCCAACGGCAAUGGCAACCCGCCGCCCCUCGGAUCCGUCUGGAAUCAGGCUGGAACCUGGGAGGAAAAGAACCUCAACUCAUGGGCUAAUAGUAGGAUAAAGGAUUUGCUGGGUUCCAUAGAUUCAUUGGAAUUCCCCACAGGGAAGGCAUCCAUUGAUGAUGUGUCCAAAUGCUCAGGCGAUGCAUUUCAGGUCAUGGUCCGUAAUAAGAAAAGAGUUGGGUAUAAUUAUGAACUGAGCUUGAAAUUCCGAGGUGAAUGGUUAAUUAAAGAAGAAAACAAGAAGGUCAAAGGCCAUUUAGACAUUCCUGAGUUUUCAUUUGGCGAGCUUGUAGACUUGGAGUUACAAGUAAGGUUCAGCGAUGACAAGGGCCUCGCAUCCGACGACAAAGCACGGAUUUGCAAGGAUUUGAAGUCCUUCCUUACACCUAUUCAGGAGAAACUGCGCAUGUUUGAAGAAGAGCUCAAAGGUAGAUAGCGACGACCAGCAAGAGUCGGCAGUGCUAGGCAAAAUUAACUGGCGCUGCUUUCUCAGCGUUAGCGUCAUUCGUGAAAGACCAUCUGUGCUAGAUAACUAAGCAUAUCGAAACUAUAGGUCGCCUUGUGAGUGUGUAUUGUGUAAUCUUCUACAGUCAUCACAUGUCCUUGGAUGACUGAGAAUGCAUGUGCACUAAUGUUAUGAACUCGUCGAGACGAACACAAAUGGUUGAAAGAAUCUCAUGAUUCUCCCUUCUUUUCA
Molecule: messenger RNA, 1049 nt
Organism: Phragmites australis (common reed)
Lineage: Eukaryota; Viridiplantae; Streptophyta; Magnoliopsida; Poales; Poaceae
Exons: 6
Coding region: 192-788 (198 amino acids)
Biological process (GO): protein folding; positive regulation of ATP-dependent activity
Cellular component (GO): cytosol
Molecular function (GO): ATPase activator activity; protein-folding chaperone binding
Source: RefSeq, a predicted model, not a curated record